AGGGCUUUCCAUUAGGAGCGCACUUGGCUAUCUGAAUUAAUAUCCGAUACCUCACCUCGGUCGAGAAAGCGUAGCAUAUCACAAAAGCCCGCAGUUAUUAACACCCUGUCCUUUUUACACCUUACAAUGCUCCUUUUUCAUCUUUCUUUUUGCUUUUCCGUAUACUUGACAUUUGUUGCUGUUCAAACCAUCCGGACAAGUGUCAAGAGUUAGGGAGAGUCAUGCCACAGAUGCACAGUGACUAUUCAACUCAUCCACAUCCAAGCUGAGGCUGUUCCCACUUUCAGGAGGCUUGGCCAGACUUGCCCUGGGACUGGCCUGUCUCUUCACCUGUAAUAACCCUGCUACCUCCUGACUCCUACUCUGGCUAGCGGUCUGGUGUGGAGCUCAAGCUCAGUGAGAAUACCUUUCAGUAUUCUCUUCCAGUUGGAUUGAGCCAAACUAAAACCAAACUACUCAGAUUGCAGAUUGUAUAUGAUUCACUGUCCUCUUCCCACUAUUCUACAUUUUUAAUAUGACACAGACUUGCCCUUGUACACUUUGAAGUAGGUAUUGGGAAGAUCAGAGAGAUCUACCUCAGGGCUAUGCCUAUGAUCAUGAUCCUCAGUAACCAAAUACGACUCUGACAAGUCAGACUGUCAGAGUCAACUCCACACUCCAUCAAAGAUCUUUUGUGGUCCCUAACUGUAUUUUAACUUGUGGCUUAACAUCAAGCACAAUCUCAAAAUGGAUUAUGAUUUCUGUGUUAAAUAGCAUUCCUCUGCAUACACAAUGUGUGUCUCGCUCAGUGUUUAAAACAAGAACAUAGCUUACUAUUUUUGAUGAAUCUUAAUUGCUCAUUAGAUUGAGACUUCAUCAGUCAAAUUAUAAUUUGACAUGACAGUCUUAAUGUGAUACUUAUUUGAAUUAUUUGAAUUUCUCAGGAAAGUGCUCUGAUGUCCUUGUCUUCUCUCAGCAAACAUAACUGUCUGCAGUCUGUUUAUCAGUCUACUGUUACAGUACAGGGCAGCACAGUGUAUCAAUACUGUAUAGAGAACAGAUGGUUCCUAUAGCAGACAACAUGAACAUGACCCCAGAGCCUCCGACACAGAACUGCUCCAACUGCAGCCAGGCGUUUGUCCCAGAGCUCAAUGUGAUCAAGGCUGUGGCGCUGGGACUGAUACUUGGGACCUUCAUCAUAUUUGGGGUUUUUGGGAACAUCCUGGUUAUCUUGUCGGUGGUCUGUCAUCGACACCUACGCACAGUCACACACUACUUCAUUGUCAACUUAGCGGUGGCAGACCUCCUGCUGAGCUCCAUCGUGCUGCCCUUCUCUGCCACCUUUGAGAUCUUAGGGUACUGGGUGUUCGGACGGCCAUUCUGCAACGUAUGGGCAGCGGUGGAUGUGCUGUGCUGCACAGCCUCCAUCAUGAGCCUAUGUGUGAUCUCAGUGGACCGCUACAUCGGGGUCAGCUACCCGCUGCGCUACCCAGCCAUCGUGACAGAGCGCAGGGCACUGCUAGCUCUGGUGGGCCUGUGGGCUCUGUCUGUCACAAUCUCCAUCGGCCCUCUGUUUGGCUGGAAGGAGCCGGCGCCUGAGGAUGAGUCUAUCUGUAAGAUCACAGAGGAGCCUGCCUAUGCCAUCUUCUCUGCUGUGGGCUCCUUCUACCUCCCGCUGGCCAUCAUACUGUCUAUGUACUGCAGGGUGUAUGUGGUGGCCCGCCAGGAGAGCCGGGGCCUGAGGGAGGGGCACAAAACAGACAAGUCAGACUCAGAGAGCAUCACGCUGAGGAUCCACCGCGGCAACACGGCUGUGUCUGAGGACGAGGCCCUGCGCAGCCACACACACUUCGCCCUGCGCCUCCUCAAGUUCUCCAGAGAAAAGAAGGCCGCCAAGACCCUGGGCAUUGUGGUUGGCUGCUUCGUGCUCUGCUGGCUGCCUUUCUUCCUGGUUCUGCCCAUAGGUUCCAUAUUCCCGGCAUACAGACCUUCGGACACAGUUUUCAAGAUCACCUUCUGGCUGGGCUACUUCAACAGCUGCAUCAACCCAAUCAUCUACCCCUGUUCCAACCAGGAGUUUAAGAAGGCCUUCCAGAGUAUUCUGGGAGUGCGCUGUCUGAGAGCCCAGCCAAGAGCCACUCAUCACCUAGGUCCAGGCCUCAGUCAAGCCCAGGUUCAGGGUCAUUCUCUCACUCUGAGAGUAGAUGGCAGAGGUGACCCCUCCCGUCUUAGCCCCUCCUCCUCCAUAGCCCUGUCCCGCACACCUUCCUCUAGGGAUGACAGAGAGUGGAAGAUAGAGACAGGACAGGCUAAGGUGGCCCAACUGUGCAGUAGGAGUUUGCUGAAGACCUGCUGCUGCAUCAGAGAUGGGAGCCUCAACCAGGGGCCCAGCCAUCCCCAGCCCCUUCCACACGGGGCCCUGCCCACCAUUAAGAUCCACCAGCUGUCUUUCUGUGAAAAUGGAGAGGCCGUAUAACCAGAUAUAAUGAUGGAGUAAAUCAUUUUGAAUGUCUCUGGUAUGAAUACUGUAGUUCUUCUUCUCUUAAACAAAGCAUGGUCUACCCUCAAGGUCCAGUGCUAUUAAAGGAAACUAAAGUGAAUAGUGAAUACUUUUCUAAGCCCAGUGGAGUUUACAACGAUGGAACAUUAAUAAUAGCUGGUGGAGAUGGUCGAUGAAAUUCUGAAAUAUUUGGAAUACUCUGACUGCAGAUACACAAUGACAGUGUUUAAAUUCAUGACUGUUUGUUUUUACACACUAAACCAAGGUUUUACCUCGAGAUGAUGACACUAUUUAAAGGUCCAAUGCAGCAGUUAUUAUCUACAUAUCAACUAAUUUCUGGGUAACAAUUAAGUACCUUGCUGUGAUUGUUUUAAAUUAAAAUGAUCAAAAAGUAACAUUACAUUUAGAUUUGAGUCAUUUAGCAGAUGUUCUUAAUCAGAGCGUCUUACACUAGUGAGAAACAAAAAUAGCUUCUUGGCGAAGAGCAAUUUCUCAAGCAAGAAUUUUGCUAAGGCUGUCUGGUAGUGGUCU
Messenger RNA from Oncorhynchus tshawytscha (Chinook salmon), 3010 nucleotides. RefSeq names its product alpha-1A adrenergic receptor-like. The record is from RefSeq and is a predicted model, not a curated record. Gene Ontology annotation, cellular component: membrane. Gene Ontology annotation, biological process: adenylate cyclase-activating adrenergic receptor signaling pathway; cell-cell signaling; phospholipase C-activating G protein-coupled receptor signaling pathway. The transcript has 3 exons. Bases 1040 to 2455 code for a protein of 471 amino acids. Gene Ontology annotation, molecular function: alpha1-adrenergic receptor activity. Lineage: Eukaryota; Metazoa; Chordata; Actinopteri; Salmoniformes; Salmonidae.